Lactuca sativa (garden lettuce) is the source of this 4791-nucleotide messenger RNA. RefSeq lists its product as uncharacterized. The record is from RefSeq and is a predicted model, not a curated record. NCBI's taxonomy places the organism in Eukaryota, Viridiplantae, Streptophyta, Magnoliopsida, Asterales, Asteraceae.
AUCCUUGGCCGCCUUAAUGCCUAAAAGAACCGACUUAAAGUUAUUCUAGAUGGACUUAAAGUGAUUGUAGAUAGACAUCGGCUUCUUGGUACAUCUUGCGUUCUAAUUUUGCUUUCUAAUUCGCGCUUUUGGAUUUCUGUUUGUCGGUAUAUCACUUUAAGUAGACGUCGGCUUCUUGCUACAUCUUGCGUUCUAAUUUUGCUUUCUAAUUGCCGCUUUUGAAUUUCUGUUUGCCGGUAUCUUGCGAUUAUAUGUUCUUUUGUUGUUGGGUGUUUUUGUUUUUGUUUUUUUUUUUUAGUUUAGGUAUCUAUAAUUGCUGCUAUGUGCUUAUUUGAUGUCUGGAGUUUUGUCUUGCAAGCGUCCCUUAUCUAGACGUUUAGCUGGUAUUUUACCUCCUGAGAUACCGUCUUUGCCUAUUUUGCCUGCUUAUGAUGAUAUUGGUGAUUGCAAUUUUGUUUGUGUUUCGUGUUCUGCUCUGUUCUGGUUUGAUGAAAGGGUUAAGUAUUUAUCACGUCCACAGUGUCCUGCUUAUAGCCGUUGUUGUAGGUCUGGCUCUGUAGUCUUGCCGUAUUCGCUUGCACCUCCUCAGUUGUUAGCGACUCUUUAUGAUUUCCCCCCUUUUAUAAAAAAUAUUAGGGGUUAUAAUAAUAUCUUCAGUAUGACCUUUUUUGGAGGUAAAGUUGAUGAGGAUGUUAAUAAAACGGCUGGUCCUUAUGUGUUCAAGGUUUCUGGUCAGGUUUGUCAUUGGAUAGGUGCCUUUGAUAUACCUGAUGAAAAAGGACCUAGAUUUUUAUAGCUUUAUAUUGUAGAUACAGAACAUGAAUUACAAAAUAGGUUGUCUGCAGUUGAAAGGAAAGACGCUCAGUCUUUAGAUCCAAUGAUUGUUGAAACUCUUAUGGGUGUUUUCAAUAUUCAUAAUGAGUAUGUAAGGACUUUUAAGACUGCGAAAGACCUUGCUGUUGAAAACAGUUUGGUUGACUAUGCGGUUUGUUUGUUUAAUAAUGUCCCUGACCGUUUAUAUGGACCUCCAGCUCAUGGUACUUUGGGUUGUACUGUUGUUGGUGAAGACGCAAUAGGCAGUACAUACGACAUAGUUAUACAUUCCAGGAGUGGUGUUCCACGCAGGAUUAGCAAACUUCAUCCUAGCUAUAUGGCUUUGCAGUAUCCUGUCCUUUUUCCGUAUGGUGAAACAGGUUGGUCUCCGCGUUUAAAACUUCAUGAUGAGAGAAGCAGUAAGGUUAGAAAUCUUACUAUCAAUAUGUAUUAUAGUUAUCAGAUACAUGCAAGGAAUGGUGUAUGGUCUCUUUUGUUAAAUUCUUGUAGACUGUUUCAACAGUAUCUGGUGGAUACAUAUGCAUGCAUUGAAUUGUCAAGGCUUGAUUUCUGUGAACACAAUCAGAGCCAACUCAGAUCAGCGUAUGUUAGUGGCAUUUAUGAUGCACUUUCACGUGGUGAUACUGAAAGUCGUUCUGUUGGUAAGCGUGUUUUUUUGCCUCCAUCUUUUGUUGGUGGUCCAAGAUACAUGUACAGUCACUAUCAGGAUGCUCUUUCUAUCUGCCGGGAAUACGGGAAUCCACAGUACUUUAUAACUUUUACGUGCAAUGUUGGAUGGCCAGAAAUCACACGUUAUAUGAAUUCCCAUCAUCAAACUGAUGUUGGUAGUAGAGCUGAUAUAAUUUCACGGGUAUUUCAUAUGAAAGUCACUGCAUUCAUUGCAUAUCUGAAAUCUGAUAAGACUUUUGGCCCUGUUUCAGCAUAUCUGUAUACCAUUGAAUUUCAAAAGAGAGGGUUGUCUCAUUGUCAUAUACUUAUAUGGGUUGAAGACUCACAUAAGAUAAAAGAUCCUUCAAAAGUUGAUGAUUACAUUACUGCCGAGUUGCCUGAUCCUGUUUCAGAGCCACUGUUAUAUGAAAUUGUUACCAGGUGUAUGGUCCACGGACCAUGUGGUUUGCUGAAUUCUAAGGCGCCCUGUAUGAAGGAUGGAAACUGCAAGAAAAAAUUUCCUAAGUCGUUUGUCUCUACUACGUUUUUUGAUAGGGACGGCUACGCUCAUUAUAAAAGAAAUUCAAGUUCACUUCAUAUGUUGCAGAGUGGUAUACAGAUAGAUAACAGAUACAUAGUUCCGUAUAAUAAGAGGUUGUCCAUUCGUUUCAACGCACAUAUUAAUGUUGAGUAUUGCGGGUGGAAUAUGAUGAUUAAGUACCUGUUCAAGUAUGUAUCAAAGGGAAUGGAACGGGUCAGAUUUGUUGUUCAGAAAGAUACUCAAUGUGCUGAUACGUCUGUCUAUGGACAAUGUAUAGUUGUUGACGAGAUAAAAAAUUAUAUUGAUGGGCGUUUUCUCUGUCCCCAUGACGCUGCAUGGCGGAUACUUGAUUUUCCUAUUCAUGAGCGUGAUCCCCCUGUUAUUAUUCUUCCUGUCCAUUUGCCGAAUAUGCAGUCGGUAUUCUUUAAAGAAAAUACUCAAAUCAAAGAGGUAGUCGAAAAUCCCACCUUUGGUAGUAGUUUGCUGUUAGGUUGGUUUGAAAAGAAUAGAUGGGAUUCAACCGGUCGCGAACUUACAUACGCCUCUUACCCCACGAAAUAUUGGUGGGAUGACAGGGAAAAAUGUUGGAAAAGAAGAAGGCGUUCAAACUCCCGUGCACUUGGUAGACUUAUAUUUGUCCACCCAACUGGUGGAGAGUUGUUUUUCUUGAGGAUGUUGCUGUCCCACCAAAAAGGUUGUAAGUCAUAUGAAGAGCUUCGCACUGUGUCAGAUGUAAUGUACGAUGAUUUCCGUAGUGCAUGCAAUGCAUUAGGGUUGAUUGGAGAUGACAAAGAAUGGAUGGAUGCUUUUGUGCAAGCUUCUGAGUGGGCGACUUCAUCUCAGUUGCGGUCUCUUUUCUGUUAUCUUCUGCUUUUAUGUGAUGUUAAUGAUCCCAUGUGUUUGUGGGACAUUGGAUGGAGAAAAAUGAGUGAUGACUUAGUUUAUAGGAUGCGGUCAUCAAAUCCUACUAUUGAGUUGAAUAUAGAUGAUAGUCAUAUAUAGCAAUUGGUCUUAUUUGAAUUAGAUCACAUACUAAGGUCGUCUACUCCACCACGAUCUAUUUUGGACUUUCAUCUACCAAAACUAACAGAUAGCAACAUCACACUGUUAAAAAAUCGUCUCUUCCUAGAAGAAACUUCUUAUAAUAAGGUAGCUCUUAUUUCUACUCAUGACCAUAUGUUGCCACUACUGAAUAAUGCACAACUGCAGGUGUACAAUGACAUUCGCUCUGCAGAGGAAACACAACAGCAAGUGCUUAUAUUUGUUUAUGGUCAUGGAGGAACCGGCAAAACUUUCUUGUGGAAUACAUUGCUUGCUUAUUUCCGUUCAAGAGGAAAAAUAGCACUAGCUGUUGCUGCCUCAGGAAUUGCUUCUUUGCUUCUUCCAUCAGGAAGGACAGCUCAUUCCAGGUUUAAUAUUCCAAUAGACUUUUCAGAAAAAACCGCAUGCAAUAUAAGAAAACACACAAUGCUUGCUGAGUUGCUAAAGCAAACUUCUAUUAUCAUAUGGGAUGAGGCGCCAAUGAGUGACAGACGUUGUUUUGAAUGUCUAGAUCGUUCUUUAAAAGAUAUACUUGACUGUGAAGCAAAAACUUUUGGUGGUAUGUCUAUGUUGUUAGGAGGAGACUUCCGACAGACAUUGCCAGUGUCCCCCAAAUCUACACCGUCUGAGAUAGUUUCUCUGACUCUACCCAAUUCCUAUCUAUGGCCCUAUUUCAAAUUAUGUAAACUAAGUGCCAACAUGAGACUUAAGGAUUCAUCUAUGUCAUCGAAAAUAGAGUUAAAUGCAUCAGAUUUUGCGACAUGGCUGGUUCAGGUUGGAGAUGGUAGGAUUGGUAAUAUGGAUACUGUUGAUAGGAUAAAUACUAAAUGGAUUGAAAUCCCUAAGUCACUCCUUAUACCUCCAUCGGAAAACGGGUUAGAUUCCCUUAUAAAUUUUGUUUAUGGAGAUAUCUUUCAAACCAAUGUCUCAACAAGCAUGUUAUCUGGCAGGGCAAUAGUUUGUCCCAAAAACGAAACAAUACAACACAUAAAUGAUAUUGUUAUGCGUAAAAUUCCUGGGGUUUCAAAGAUUUACGAGAGUGCUGACAGCAUUGAAUUUAACGGGAAGCAGACUACAGAGGUUAAUACAUUUUAUCCAUUGGAAUAUCUUAAUGGACUUACAUUUCCAAGCAUACCUGCACAUUCACUUUUAUUAAAAAUUAACACACCUAUAAUGCUAAUUCGAAAUAUAAAUCAGAAAGAAGGUUUGUGUAAUGGUACACGAUUAAUGGUCUCACAGUUGUUAUCAAAUGUGAUUGAGGCAUCAAUUAUUACUGGAACCAGCAUUGGGAAGAAGGUUUUUCUGCCUCGUAUUAGAUUUAUUCAUAAAGCUCCUGAUAUACCUUUUACAUUCAUAAGAAAGCAAUUUCCUGUUAAUGUUUGUUAUGGUAUGACUAUUAACAAAAGUCAAGGUCAGUCUUUAACGAGAAUUGGAAUAUAUUUGCCGGAACCUGUUUUCACACACGGCCAGCUUUAUGUUGCAUUGUCACGUGCCACAUCUCCAGAAGCAGUUAAAAUACUUAUGCAUUCUGAUGAUAAAACGACAAACAACAUUACAAAAAAUGUUGUUUUCAAAGACUUCUUACAAAAAAUAAAUAACUCAGAGGUUAAACAUAUAUACAAUGUUUCUGUUUUUUUCUUGUAUCUGAUUCAUUUUAUUGUACCAUAUUACGUUAACUUUUUAGAUGUAAUAAAAAAUAAUGUUGUAUUAACUUUUUUCUUAUCUAG